Molecule: messenger RNA, 706 nt
Organism: Aplysia californica (California sea hare)
Lineage: Eukaryota; Metazoa; Mollusca; Gastropoda; Aplysiida; Aplysiidae
Product: tetratricopeptide repeat protein 27-like
Exons: 5
Coding region: 38-691 (217 amino acids)
Source: RefSeq, a predicted model, not a curated record
GUUUGUUUUUGGAAAGAGUGGUGUACCCUUUACAAAUAUGGCGGCUUCCAUGAUGCAGUGUGAAUUUACUCUCUUGUCCAGUUUUCCAGUCCCUGAAACAACUGACUGCCCUACCAUUGUGAAGCAGUUUUUGCAAGGAGACUAUGAGGACAUUUUGGAGUCUUCAGAAUGUGCAAAAAAACUGCUGUCACAUCAGAAUGCCGAAAAUGCAUCCAUCAGUGAUCUUUGUAAAUUUAUUAAAACUAAUGUUGAAACCCUGAUGUUGGAUGGCGCUGAAAACACAGACUGCAGAGACUUAUCAGUCCUCACUGUUGCUGCAUCUUGUCUACAAUUGUUUGUCCAAAACAACUGGCUUGGCCCUCCAACAACAAAGUCUCCAAUUGAAUUUCUGCAAAACAAAUUCCACUCAAAGCUUAAGGAGCUGAAUGUUGAGGCGCAGAAUGAGUUGAGCGCUGAUGGUGAAUCUGUCUACUCCCAGUCUCGCCACCUUCUGUAUUUGUACAUUGCCAGAAUCAUCUUGUUGGAGUGCCAUUCCUUUUUCACAGAGUCUAAAACCUGGGACUGGUGGUUGAUGAGAUGCCUGCUCACGCAGCAAACUUUGCUCUCAGAUCGCAGCCCCACACUAAAGGCAACAGUGAUGGAGUUAAUGGACAAAUGUAAUAUGCUUUGCUAUAGCACACAGCUGUUGUGAUACUUGAGCUUGAAU